AUGAAUGGGAAGAGUUUGAAGGUUCUCUUUCUGGGUCCCCAAGGUACAUAUUCCCAUCAAGCAGCAUUGCAACAAUUUCAAUCCAUACCCAAUGUCGAAUACCUCCCAGCAACGUCCAUACCGCAGUGCUUUGACGAAUUAGAGGAAGAUGUGACUGUCGAUUAUUCAGUGGUGCCAUUGGAGAACUCUACCAACGGACAGGUAGUUUUUUCUUAUGAUCUUUUGCGGGAUAGGAUGAUUCAAAAAGCUCAAUCUUCAACUACUUCUGCAAAGACUAAUAUGAUAACGUCAGAUAUAGAGGUUAUAGCCGAGCAGUACGUGUCUAUUACCCAUUGUUUAAUCAGCCCUAUCGAAUUGCCAAAUGGUGUCGAGUCACUUGAACGAUUUAAAGAAGUGGUAAUACACUCGCAUCCUCAAGUUUGGGGCCAAGUUGAUGGUUACUUGAAAUCCCUGGAGGAAAAGUUCCCGUCGCUCACAUUUACCAGAUCUGAUUGCUCCUCAACAUCAGAAUCGGUACACCAAUGUAUGCGUUCGCACGCUGCCAGUGAUGACAACAUUUUGCAUUUAGCCAUCGCCAGUGAAACAGCAGCCCAAUUACAUAAAGCGCACAUCAUUGAACAUUCAAUCAAUGAUAAACUCGGAAAUACAACCAGAUUUCUGGUAUUGAAGAGGAGGGAAAACACAAGCCGUUAUGAAUUCGAGAGCACCGAACUACCGCAAGUUAAUUUGCUAACUUUCACUACUCGUCAAGACGAUCCUGGUUCUCUAGUAGAUGUUUUGAAUGUACUCAAGAUUCAUUCCCUUAAUAUGUGCUCCAUAAACUCCAGGCCAUUCCAUAUGGAUGAAAAUGAUAGAAAUUGGCGAUAUUUGUUCUUUAUCGAAUAUUAUACCGAUGGAAAUGCCCCAAGGAAUAAAGAAACAUUCUAUGAAGAUAUCAGUGAAAAAAGUAAACAGUGGUGCUUAUGGGGUACAUUCCCCAGAAACGGGAAGUAUUAUCAUAAAUAA
Saccharomyces kudriavzevii IFO 1802 is the source of this 1005-nucleotide messenger RNA. RefSeq names its product prephenate dehydratase PHA2 (gene PHA2). The transcript has a single exon. Gene Ontology annotation, biological process: L-phenylalanine biosynthetic process. Gene Ontology annotation, cellular component: cytoplasm. Gene Ontology annotation, molecular function: chorismate mutase activity; prephenate dehydratase activity. The record is from RefSeq and is a predicted model, not a curated record. Bases 1 to 1005 code for a protein of 334 amino acids. NCBI's taxonomy places the organism in Eukaryota, Fungi, Ascomycota, Saccharomycetes, Saccharomycetales, Saccharomycetaceae.